This is a messenger RNA of Magnolia sinica, 909 nucleotides long. RefSeq lists its product as uncharacterized. The record is from RefSeq and is a predicted model, not a curated record. Bases 1 to 909 code for a protein of 302 amino acids. Lineage: Eukaryota; Viridiplantae; Streptophyta; Magnoliopsida; Magnoliales; Magnoliaceae. The transcript has a single exon.
AUGUGGGUUCACCACGAUGGUUUCCAGCAGGUAGUUAAACAGGCAUGGAGCUCGGAAGCAGCGGACCAUCCUAUGUUCAACAUCCUCCUCAAGAUGAAGGCAGUCAAGAGCGCUCUCAGGACUUGGAACAAGGAUGUUUUCGGCAACAUCUUCACCAAGAUCAAGGAAGAUAAGGCCAAAUUAGCAGACCUGGAGCUGAAGAUGUCAUCCGGCCCUGUCCUUGACACUGUUGAUGAAAACCACCUCAAUCUCCAUCAGGCAGAGAAGGAAGAAUUGAAGAAUCUAUAUCUGUUAGAAGAGAUAUUCUGGAAGCAGAAAUCCACGGUGCAUUGGCUCGUAGAGGGAGACAGAAACACAAGACUUUUUCAUUCCGUUGCCACUGAGAAACAGCGUCGGAUGUCCAUCAGAUUCAUCGACCUUCUUGAUGAUUGCAGAUUGCACGAUCUUCCAGACUUUAAAGUGGCAACUGUGGACCAUUUCUCUGAUCUGUUUGUAACAGGUAACACUCUGUUAUCCCCUGAUUUACUUCAUGUUAUUCCAUCUAUCAUUUCACAGGAGCACAACAACCGUCUGCUACAAUCUCCCUCUUUGCGCGAAGUUCAGCAGGCUGUAAUGGUCAUUCCUAGCAACGAAGCGUCGGGCCCAGAUGGUUUCUCUAGUAGUUUUUUCAAAGCCUGUCGGGAUACUAUUGGGGCAGACCUUCACAGGGCUACAGAGUUCAUCUUCCAGGGUGGAAGCUUCCCUAGAGCAGUUACGGCCACCCUCAUCUAUCUGAUUCCCAAACACGCUGCUCCAAAAGCCUUCUCUGAUUUCCCCCCAAUCGGUCUCUGUAACCGUCUAUACAAGAUCAUCGCUAACGUCAUUUCUCCCCGUCUAAGCUUAGUGCUUCCUGAGCUAGUCUCCCCCUGA